Molecule: messenger RNA, 3172 nt
Organism: Durotheca rogersii
Lineage: Eukaryota; Fungi; Ascomycota; Sordariomycetes; Xylariales; Xylariaceae
Product: glycoside hydrolase family 2 protein
Exons: 1
Coding region: 165-2921 (918 amino acids)
Biological process (GO): carbohydrate metabolic process
Molecular function (GO): hydrolase activity, hydrolyzing O-glycosyl compounds
Source: RefSeq, a predicted model, not a curated record
ACAGAUCAACCAGACUGCGGGGAAGUGCCUGAGGAGAAGGAAGAGUGGUAUGGCGGAGAGCGACCAACGUAGACGUGACCUGCCUUAUUCGGUUCUACCAUCUGCAGAGUGUUGUUCCUCGUAUACUUAGGUUAUCGUGACUAGCUGCCAUGUAACGACCACUGAUGUGCUGGACGGUCAGGCCAUCUACGUUUGGUUUAUAUAUCCUCGCCGAGCCUGCUCGAGACACCGCUGUUCGCAGCUUCGUCUCCUCCCGAGUACCACUAGGCACGAUGUACCUGCGCCGGCCACUGCUGGCGCUCUGCAUCGGUAUCGACUCGCUUGCCACUGCCUACGUCUCUCCGCUCCUCUCGAAGUCUGGCGAUGCCGCUGCCAUUCCGGGGUGGGAUCUUGAAUCCUCUGAAAAGGUCGGCACCGACUUGAAAGCUUUGUCCCGCCCCGGCGUGGAUACCACGGCCUGGCACCACAUCGGUGGCUCCCGCUGCACUCUUAUGGGGUGUCUUGUACAGGCUGGCGUCUACGACGAUAGCGAACUUUUCUUCUCUAAUACGCUAGAGACGUUCAAUGCUAGCCAGUUCUCGGACCCUUGGAUCUACAGGAAUGAAUUUCCUCUCGACCCUCAACCCGGUCAGCACUACCAUCUACGAACUCACGGCAUCAGCUCCAAGGCCGAUAUUUACGUGAAUGGCCAGGAAAUAGCCACCAGCGCGAUCCAAGCAGGCUCUUACGUCGGCCACACUUUUGACAUCACAGGGAUAGCGGAGGAGCAAAACGCGUUGGUGGUUCAGGUCUACCCCACGAACUACAACUACGACUUCGCAUUAGGCUUUGUAGACUGGAAUCCGUAUCCGCCGGACAAUGGCACGGGCAUCUGGCGGAAUGUGGAAGUUAGGCAGACGGGCCAGGUUGCCUUGGGUCCGCUAAGAGUGGCCACCCAGGUUGAGCUGCCGGUUAGGAACUCGACCGCCAUUGUGUCGUUGAAGGCGACGGCUACGAACCUGGAGGAUCGCGAAGCUGUUGUCAACCUGGUUGGCAGCGUCACUCUCGAAGGGGGCGAGCAGAGUGUCGGAUGGAGCGAAACCGUGACGAUACCUUCGCUGGAAACGGCCGAAUUGACCCUGUCGACUGCGUUGAAUAACCCUGCCAUCUGGUGGCCGAAGGCAUGGGGUGACCAGCCGCUGUACACUGGCCGACUGUCUGUGUCGAUCAACGACUCGGUUUCCGAUAGCGUAGAACAGAGUUUCGGUGUUCGCCAAGUGACGUCGGAGCUCAACGCCUACAACGACACCAUCUUUUACGUAAAUGGCUACGCGUUCCAGGUCAUCGGCGCGGGCUACUCAGCUGACAUGUUCUUACGCUGGGACAGCGCUAAAUUUACUGAACAGGUUCAGUUGUCGCUCGCCUUGGGCUUGAAUACGAUCCGGCUAGAAGGCAAAAAUGAGCAGCCGGAGCUAUACGACAUCGCGGACCGCUUGGGCGUCAUGAUACUGCCGGGCUGGGAGUGCUGCGAUAAAUGGGAGGCCUGGACUUACAACGAAGACCUGGCCGUUAAGUCGGAGUGGACUGAAGCCGACUACAUCAUCGCCAAUCAGAGCAUGUAUCACGAAGCUCUCCUCCAGCAAGCUCACCCUAGCGUGUUGGGCUAUCUAGUCGGAAGCGACUACUGGCCUGACGACAAGGCCGCAGAAAUGUACUACUACUCGCUUAAGAGGGCGGACUGGCAGACACCCAUCAUCGCCUCAGCGUCUGCGAGGGGCUAUCCAGAGAUUCUCGGGUCCGCGGGGAUGAAGAUGGCCGGUCCGUACGACUGGGUCCCGCCCUCGUAUUGGUACGAUGUUGAGCCGUCCGAAGACCGCCUGGGCGCGGCUUUUGGCUUCGGUUCCGAGCUUGGUGCGGGCGUUGGCACGCCUGAACUUAGCAGCUUGAAGAAGUUCUUGUCGGAGUCGGACCUCGAAGACUUGUGGAAGCGACCUGAUAAGGGUCUCUAUCACAUGUCGACGAGCGUGUCGUCAUUUUACACUCGCAAGAUAUACAACGCGGCGUUAUGGGGACGCCACGGGGCCCCUACUUCUCUGGACGACUACCUCCUCAAAGCCCAGAUAAUGGACUACGAGGCGACACGGGCUCAAUUCGAAGGGUUCUCCGCUCUCUGGAACGCCGAAAGGCCAGCCACCGGGCUGAUAUACUGGAUGCUGAAUAACGCUUGGCCGAGCCUGCACUGGAACCUCCUGACCAUGGCCGGAUCCUACUUUGGCGCCAAGGUCGGCGCGAGGAACGAGCACGUGGCCUACGACUACGUUAGAAAAGCUGUGCAUUUGAUCAACCACUCGCUGGACCAAGAGGGAUCGAGAACGGUGGCGGUCGAAGUGAUCGGCAAGAACGGCGAGGUAAUCUAUACGGGCCAGGAUGUUGUUGAGACCGAGCCAAAUAUUAGCAAGGAGAUCUUGGACCUGUCGGACGCCCUGGGGUCAGUGACCGACGUCGUAUUCCUGCGGCUCGUCCUGUCCGACGAGAAGAACGCUACGCUCAGCCGAAACGUUUACUGGCUGGCGGAGACUAUUGACACCUUGGAUUGGGACAACUCGGACUGGUUCUACACACCAGUGACCCAGUAUGCAAACUUCACAGCACUUAACACUCUCAAGACUGCGGAAGUCUCCAUCACGGUUGCGGUACCAGCGGGGGGAGGCGGCGCAGAACUGAAAAAAGCUGUUAUUCUUGAGAACCGUUCCCCUGUUCCUGCUUUCUUCGUCAGAGUCAACCUCGUCGACGAGAGAGGCGAGGACGUUGUACCCGCGUUCUGGUCCGACAAUUACGUCACUCUCUGGCCAAAAGAAAAACUCCAGCUGGAAGUAGAAGGAGAUGGUGCUGCCAUACAAGUCAGCGGCGUGAAUGUCAAGAGGGUCCAGACAUUUUUCUGAUAAUCGUUACGGGGAAUCGUGGGGAAAUGGUCGUCGUACCAUACUCUUGUUUACCUGCUGCCCAGACCUUAAUCCUGACGAAAUCGCCUCAGCAACUGGCUAGAUAUUCAGCUCCCCCAAAGUUAUAUGUCCUUCUCUUCUAUGAACCAACCCCAACCAUGCGCCGACAUAGCCUCAUAAGCCUUGAAAACGUACUCCUAGGUAGGAAUAACCCUGACGGAUGGGUCUGGGGUGAGAAGUUGUGUCCGUCU